This is a messenger RNA of Hippopotamus amphibius kiboko, 5565 nucleotides long. RefSeq names its product fatty acid desaturase 1 (gene FADS1). NCBI's taxonomy places the organism in Eukaryota, Metazoa, Chordata, Mammalia, Artiodactyla, Hippopotamidae. Gene Ontology annotation, biological process: lipid metabolic process. The record is from RefSeq and is a predicted model, not a curated record. Gene Ontology annotation, cellular component: membrane. The transcript is spliced from 12 exons. Gene Ontology annotation, molecular function: oxidoreductase activity, acting on paired donors, with oxidation of a pair of donors resulting in the reduction of molecular oxygen to two molecules of water; heme binding. Bases 421 to 1743 code for a protein of 440 amino acids.
GCCGCGCACCCAGCAGCCUCCACCGGGACGGUUAUCCUGCCGGCGGCGCCCCCUGAGAGCGAAAGGCGCGAAUAGGAAAAGGAGAUCCGUCGGCGACCCCCUCAAGGAGCCCGCGAGGGGGCGCGCGUCCCCGCCCCAAGCUGGCCUGCCACGACCCUCCGGCAGCGGCCGCCUACGCCGGGCCGGCGGGAAGGCGGGGACUCGCUCCCCGCGCCACGCGGCUCGACCAAUAGCACGCGCAGGGGGGCCCGGCGCCGACCUCCGCGGCCGCAGAAAACCCCGCGCGCGAGCCGCGGGGUCUGGGAGCGCGUCAGUGGACCGGCCCCCGGCGUACGCGAGGCCGGCGCGCGCUACCCCGCGGUGCCCGUGCGCGCGCCUGACCUCUCCUGCCCGGCCGGCGCGCGGCAUCGCCCGGCCCCGAUGGCCCCUGAGACCCCGGCCCAGGGGCCGACCCCACGCUACUUCACCUGGGACGAGGUGGCGCAGCGCUCGGGACGCGACAAAGAGCGGUGGCUCGUGAUCGACCGGAAGGUGUACAACAUCAGCGAGUUCAUCCGCCGGCACCCCGGGGGCUCCCGGGUCAUCAACCACUACGCGGGGCAGGAUGCCACGGAUCCCUAUAUGGCGUUCCACAUCAACAAGGGCCUUGUGAGGAAGUAUAUGAACUCUCUCCUGAUUGGAGAACUGUCUCCGGAGCAGCCCAGCUUUGAGCCCACUAAGAAUAAAGAGCUGACUGAUGAGUUCCGGGAGCUGCGGGCCACGGUGGAGCGGAUGGGGCUCAUGAAGGCCAACCCUGUCUUCUUCCUGCUGCACCUGCUGCACAUCCUGCUGCUGGACGUCGCUGCUUGGCUCACUCUUUGGCUCUUUGGGACAUCCUUCGUGCCCUUCCUUCUCUGUGCAGCGCUGCUCAGCACAGUUCAGGCCCAGGCUGGCUGGCUGCAGCAUGACUUUGGACACCUGUCUGUCUUCAGCACCUCUACAUGGAACCACCUGCUACAUCAUUUUGUGAUCGGCCAACUAAAGGGGGCCCCUGCCAGUUGGUGGAACCACUUGCACUUCCAGCACCACGCCAAGCCAAACUGCUUCCGCAAAGACCCGGACAUCAACAUGCACCCCUUCUUCUUUGCCUUGGGGAAGAUCCUCUCUGUGGAGCUUGGGAAACAGAAGAAAAAGUACAUGCCAUACAACCACCAGCACAAGUACUUUUUCCUGAUUGGUCCCCCAGCCUUGCUGCCUCUCUACUUCCAGUGGUAUAUUUUCUAUUUUGUUAUCCAGAGGAAGAAGUGGGUGGACUUGGCCUGGAUGACGAGCUUCUACAUCCGCAUGUCCCUCACUUACGUGCCGCUGUUGGGAGUGAAAGGCUUCCUGGGCCUUUUCCUACUGGUCAGGUUCCUGGAGAGCAACUGGUUUGUGUGGGUGACACAGAUGAACCACAUCCCCAUGCAUAUUGAUCAUGAUCGGAACGUGGACUGGGUCUCCACCCAGCUCCAGGCAACAUGCAACGUCCACAAGUCGGCCUUCAAUGACUGGUUCAGUGGCCACCUCAACUUCCAGAUUGAGCACCAUCUUUUCCCCACGAUGCCUCGACACAACUACCACAAAGUGGCUCCCCUGGUGCAAUCCCUGUGUGCCAAGCAUGGCAUAGAGUACCAGUCCAAGCCCCUGUUCUCAGCCUUCGCUGACAUUGUCCACUCACUGAAGGACUCUGGGCAGCUCUGGCUAGAUGCCUAUCUUCACCAAUAACAGCAGCCUGCCACCUGGAAGAAGAGCCUUGGAGCCAAAGCAGAGGGGAACUUGGGGACAAUGCCACUACAAUCCUAAUAUUCAGAGGGGGUGGGUUUGAGGAGAUAAAGGCUGACUCAAACCCCUCCCCUUUAUCUUCUAGGCACAGAUCUAAGACCCAAAGAGGGGUGUGGGGAACACGCAAGCCCCCUGAAGGGGUGGGGGGGUGGAGCUGUUGGGACAGGGAGGCAAGACUUUUGUUUCCUUUCUUGUUCAGCAGAUGUUAAGUGGCUAGUAAGCAGAGAGAGAGUCAGGAUGGUGUUAGAAUAGGGAGGGUCUACUGAGCCCAGAAAUCAGGAAGAGAUUUAGCACUAAAAUUCCACCCGGGGGCUUCCCUGGAGGUCCCGUGGUUAAAACCGCACGCUUCCAAUGCCAGGGGCGCGCAGGUUCGAUCCCUGGUUAAGGAACUAAGAUCCCACGUGCUGCGCCGUGUGGCCAAAAAAUAAAUUUAAAAAAUUCCACCCAGGUAAGGGAGGAAGCUCAUCCCACUGGUCCACUUCUCAGUGCCUUCUCCACCCUCGCUUGCAAACCUCAGAGGUUCUCAGGCUGGAGGAAGACAGAGGCUGAACCUUCUGGGCAAGAUUUAGAAAGGAAGCAUUAGUGCCUCAGGCCUGGCCUAAUGCAGGGCCUGGGAGCUAGGCUCAUUCUAGGGCUAGGUGUGACCCAUGUCUGCCUCAGGCUCCUGGAGAAGCAAUUUUUCCACUUUUAGGGGCAGAGAGGGCAAAGGCGAGGGCUGUGAUAUUGGAGGCAUCUGGCCCCGAAGGAUGCUGGCACUACUGGAUUUGGCCUCAUGUUCCAUCCAGGUUACCAAGGGAGCACGAGCUCCCAGGGUUUGCCAGCAGAGAGUCGAUCCUUUCAGAUUUUGAUUCACCUCUUUUAACCACCACCCAAGGGACAGAACACUCCUAGGAUGGGGGAUCUGCUUCUUGCUCCAUAAGUAAGUGGGCAGGUGGGGCGGUUAGUCUCCUCCAUAGAGAGAAGUGGGGGCUCCCAAUGGUUUCCCUUUGCUCACCUACCUGUAAUUCCAAAUUUAAUAAUUCCAGCAAGCACAAGUGACCAAGCUGGAAGAGGGUGAAUUACCAGUCGUAACCAGGGUUCGGUCAUAAAGAGUAUAAGGGCUGUAAGAGAGUUUGUAUAACCUACAUUAUGUUACAGCAUUACUUUUGAGCAGGAGCAAUGGGUUAAAUAUAAUGACUUCAUAGUUCUAACCAGAAAUAGGAAGAUACAAACAGAAGUUUGUGAUCACUGUGGCUGUCCUUCAGCGUCCUUGCUCUGGCAACUCUGUUCAAGUCUCUCUGCUGGAGACCAGGUAGGAACUUAGGAGAAUCUCUUAAAAGUUAUUAGUCUAAUACUGAAAUACGAUUUUUAAAAUCUGGUUUUUAAAAGAUAGAAACAGUUUAACCCAUCUCUAGAGAGUGAACACAGGAUUGUGUCCCUGGGGUUAUCAACAUUCACACCCUCUCCCCUCCCUGCACCCACAGCCUUGCAGUUCAGGUGAGGGGAUCAUUCACCUGUCCAACAGCAUCUGCUCUGGAAGCACAUUGAGCAUUUUGGACACUGGAAAGAGAAAACCUUAAAUAAGAAAGAAAAAGCAGAGCCCUGGGAGAAUUCGCACUUAGUUUAGGAAGAGAACGGCAAGGAGAUGAGAAUGGUAAUCAGAGAGAUGAAGGUCCUAACGCAUGUUGGGGUGGGGUUAGAGGCACCACCUAACGGAAAGGCUGUUGUGAUUACUUACAGGCUUGUCAAAACAGAGAUAGUCCCAACACACGCACAAACACACGAGAACAGGAUACAGAAAAUUUUAAAUCUUUUCCAUUUGGGCAGAACCUGGCUUAAAACAGUCUGGGUAGAACAAUUAGGAGCAGAACUGAAGAGUUCUACUUUCACUGGCUCCUUCACUCCAGAAUAGGUGCUGAACUCAGCCUAUCAAGCCAUCUGGCUUUGGGCCCAGGCUGCCCAAUCUGAGCAAAGCUAGUGAAACUUACUGAGCAAGUCCAGGUCCGCAAAGCACCUCAGCCACUGUGGCCUUUUCUACUUAGCCUGGACCAGUGUGGUCUCACAUGGCCACAAAGGGACAGACGAGUGACAAAAAGCUCAGACUGUCGCAAGGUAACAUGAGUGACCUCAAAUCCAAUGACAUGAGGAAACAGGAUUAGAGAGAAGUUGCCUCUGGCCUUAGAUGUGGCAGAACUAACAUUUGAACUUGUUUUUUAAAAACUCCAACUUCUAUGCUUAUCCUUGUUCCUUUCAUUUUCCUACCAUUUUGCCAGAGGCGUUGUAAUUAGACCCAAUAUCAGUAUCCUUUUUGUGUGUGCCAGUUUUGUUACCACAUGCCAAUGAAGUAAAACUGAGAAAUAAAGUUAAUUUUGACCAAAGGCUAUUCACUUAUAGUCCAUGAUGCUCUCCUGCACCUGUUGACAGGAGUCCCUGCACCUCUGCUACAAGUUACUAUCUACCUCUCUGGCUCUAACUUCUUUCUGAACAUGAGUCCCCAUACUGACUCCCCUUUGCCUAAGCCCCUUGGGGCAGAGGGAGGAUCAUCAGGCCCCUCUGGAAAACACCUGUGACAAGAAGACAGGCCAGCCCCUUUCCAUGAUACCCACAUGUUCAAAUGCUAGACUGCCUGUGUACGCCAGUCAGUUUUAGUGUUUAGUGCACUGCUUCCUCCUGUUGUGAAGCAAUGCCCUCACCCUUUUAAACUCAUGUCUAGACUCACUGUAGGUAGUCUCCAUAAGUUUAGUUUUUGCCUAAAUGUCUGUAGGCAUAAUACCUCGGAGCUGGACUGUGAAGCAAUGCCUUUUAACCACUGUGCUACUAGAACAGCUCUCCUCUCCAAGCAAGAAUAUUAGAACAUGCUGAGAAAAAUCUGCAGGAUAGAUUUUCCCUGCAGUGGUUCAUAAACUUCUAGAAAAGGCCAGGUAACUCAACUUCGAAAAUAAGAGGAAAACACACCACCACCUGCUACUAAGGGGACAGGCCCUUAACUAGAGCUACUGCACUAAGGCACUAACUCCUGAGAAGUUUUAAUCUCUGGGCUCCAUCACCAUUACUGCAGGCUUAGAAUCAAACCUGAAUCAGAAAAUGGAGCUCAGGUAAAUUCCCUGGCGGUCCAGUGGUUAAGACUCCACGCUUCCAUUGCAGGGGGUAUGGGGUUUGAUCCUGGAACUAAUAUUUCACAUGCUAUAUGGUGCAGUCAAAAAAAAAAAAGAAAGGAAAAUGGAGCUCAAAUAAGUUGUGUGGCUUGGUUCAAUCUGGAAAAUUGGUUUCAUUUGUCCGCUGCUGGAGACAGAGCAGUGAACAGAUACUAAGAUCCCUGCCCUAAAGAUAGAACUUGCUAUCUACAUUAGUGAUUUUCAGAGUCCCCUAGUUAUGAGGUGUUGCUGGGGAGAGUAUAUGCCAUUCCUGCUUCAACCAGAGGAGCUCUUAUAUUCUUAGAGUCCACAUAAGAUUUCACUUGAAAAACAGAUUGCUCCAUUAAAAAAUCUGAAAACUAUUGGUCUUUAGUCUUCUACCUGCUUGAUCUGUUGAAACACUGCCAACUGAAAUUUCAGACCGCUUACUUAAGUGCCCUGGUUAACUUUAAAUGGCAGUACGUGAUAGGAAUAAUUAAAAAAUUAUGGACCUAGAGUCUGUCAUACAGAGUGAAGUAAGUCAGAGAAAAAUACCGUAUGCUAAUACAUAUAUAUGGAAUCUAGAAAAAUGGUACUGAUGAACCUCGUAGCAGGGCAGGAAUAAAGAUGUAGACGUAGAGAACAGACUUAAGGACACGGGGCGGGGUGGGGG